Chrysochloris asiatica (Cape golden mole) is the source of this 2972-nucleotide messenger RNA. It is a transcript of the gene AP2A2, whose product is annotated as adaptor-related protein complex 2, alpha 2 subunit. Gene Ontology annotation, molecular function: clathrin-cargo adaptor activity. The transcript is spliced from 21 exons. Gene Ontology annotation, biological process: intracellular protein transport; clathrin-dependent endocytosis. Gene Ontology annotation, cellular component: AP-2 adaptor complex; membrane coat. Lineage: Eukaryota; Metazoa; Chordata; Mammalia; Afrosoricida; Chrysochloridae. The record is from RefSeq and is a predicted model, not a curated record. Bases 147 to 2972 code for a protein of 941 amino acids.
CUGUGAGGCUGAGGCGUCUCCUGCUGAGGCUGCUUUUGCUCGGGCGGCGGCGGCCGUGGUGACGGCGGCGACGGCGGCCCGCUCUCCCCGCUCCCCGCGCUUCUUCUCCCCGGCCCGCCAGCCGAGGCCGCCACCCGGGCCCCAAGAUGCCGGCCGUGUCCAAGGGGGACGGGAUGCGGGGCCUGGCGGUCUUCAUCUCAGACAUCCGCAACUGCAAAAGUAAAGAAGCAGAAAUAAAGAGGAUCAAUAAAGAACUGGCGAACAUACGAUCGAAAUUUAAAGGUGACAAGGCUCUUGAUGGCUAUAGCAAAAAAAAAUAUGUCUGCAAGUUGCUCUUCAUCUUCCUCCUGGGCCACGACAUUGACUUUGGACACAUGGAGGCUGUGAACCUGCUGAGCUCCAACCGAUACACGGAGAAGCAGAUUGGCUAUCUCUUCAUCUCAGUGCUGGUCAACUCCAACAGUGAGCUGAUCCGCCUAAUCAAUAAUGCCAUCAAGAACGACCUGGCUAGCCGGAACCCCACCUUCAUGGGCCUGGCACUGCAUUGCAUCGCCAAUGUGGGCAGCCGCGAGAUGGCUGAGGCAUUUGCUGGGGAGAUUCCCAAGAUCCUUGUGGCUGGAGACACCAUGGACAGCGUGAAGCAGAGUGCCGCCCUGUGUCUGCUGCGCCUCUACCGAACGUCCCCCGACCUCGUGCCCAUGGGUGACUGGACUUCUCGGGUGGUGCACCUCCUCAACGACCAGCACCUGGGUGUGGUGACGGCAGCCACAAGUCUGAUCACUACGUUAGCACAGAAGAACCUGGAAGAGUUUAAAACCUCCGUCUCCUUGGCCGUCUCCAGACUGAGCAGAAUCGUGACGUCUGCGUCCACGGACCUUCAGGACUACACCUACUACUUUGUUCCCGCCCCCUGGCUGUCAGUGAAGCUGCUGAGGCUACUCCAGUGCUACCCGCCCCCAGAAGAACCCGCAGUGAGGGGCCGCCUGACCGAGUGUCUGGAGACGGUCCUUAAUAAGGCCCAGGAGCCCCCAAAGUCAAAGAAGGUCCAACAUUCUAACGCCAAGAAUGCAGUGCUCUUUGAAGCCAUCAGCUUAAUCAUUCACCACGACAGUGAACCCAACCUGCUGGUCCGCGCCUGCAACCAGCUGGGCCAGUUCCUACAGCACCGGGAAACCAACCUGCGUUACCUGGCACUGGAGAGCAUGUGCACACUGGCCAGUUCCGAGUUCUCGCACGAGGCCGUUAAGACGCACAUCGAGACCGUCAUCAACGCCCUCAAGACGGAGCGAGACGUGAGCGUGCGGCAGCGGGCUGUGGACCUACUAUAUGCCAUGUGUGACCGCAGUAAUGCCCAGCAGAUUGUGGCCGAGAUGCUGAGCUAUCUGGAGACGGCUGACUAUUCCAUCCGUGAGGAGAUUGUGCUUAAGGUGGCCAUCCUGGCAGAGAAGUAUGCCGUGGACUACACGUGGUAUGUGGACACCAUCCUGAACCUGAUCCGCAUCGCAGGUGAUUAUAUCAGUGAGGAAGUGUGGUACCGUGUCAUCCAGAUUGUCAUCAACAGAGACGAUGUACAGGGCUACGCCGCCAAGACUGUGUUUGAGGCUCUCCAAGCACCAGCGUGCCAUGAAAAUCUGCUCAAAGUGGGCGGCUACAUCUUAGGGGAGUUUGGAAACUUGAUAGCAGGGGACCCAAGAUCCAGCCCCCUGAUCCAGUUCAGCUUACUCCACUCUAAGUUCCAUCUGUGCAGCGUCCCCACCAGGGCACUCCUCCUGUCCACGUACAUCAAAUUUGUGAACCUCUUCCCAGAGGUGAAGGCCACCAUCCAGGACGUGCUGCGCAGUGACAGUCAGCUCCGGAAUGCUGACGUGGAGCUGCAGCAGCGGGCUGUGGAGUAUCUACGGCUCAGUACCAUCGCCAGCACCGACAUCCUGGCCACUGUCCUGGAGGAGAUGCCCCCGUUCCCAGAGCGCGAGUCCUCCAUCUUGGCCAAGCUCAAGAAGAAGAAGGGUCCUGGCACGGUGACAGACCUGGAGGGGAGCAAGCGGGAGCGGAGCGCCGACAUGAACGGGGCUGCUGAGCCCGCCCCUGCCAACACCAGCGCUGCGUCUACUCCUUCGCCGUCGGCUGACCUCCUGGGUCUCGGGGCUGUGCCCUCCGUCCCUACAGGCCCCCCACCCUCCUCUGGUGGUGGCGGUGGGCUGCUCGUGGACGUGUUCUCGGACUCGGCUUCGGCAGUUGCGCCUCUCGCUCCCGGCUCUGAAGAUAACUUCGCCAGGUUCGUCUGCAAAAAUAAUGGUGUGCUCUUUGAGAACCAGCUGCUUCAGAUUGGACUAAAGUCUGAAUUCCGGCAGAACUUAGGUCGGAUGUUUAUAUUUUAUGGUAACAAGACUUCGACACAGUUCUUAAAUUUUACACCAACGCUAAUCUGCUCUGAUGGCCUGCAGUCCAAUCUGAACCUGCAGACCAAGCCAGUGGAUCCGACGGUGGACGGGGGUGCGCAGGUGCAGCAGGUGGUCAACAUCGAGAGCCUGUCCGACUUCUCUGAGGCCCCCGUCCUCAACAUCCAGUUCAGGUAUGGGGGAACCUUCCAGAAUGUGUCCGUAAAGCUGCCCAUCACACUCAACAAGUUUUUCCAGCCCACAGAGAUGGCAUCUCAGGAUUUCUUCCAGCGCUGGAAGCAGCUGAGCAAUCCACAGCAGGAAGUACAGAACAUCUUCAAAGCCAAACACCCGAUGGACACGGAAGUCACCAAGGCCAAGAUUAUUGGGUUUGGUUCUGCGCUCCUUGAAGAGGUCGAUCCUAAUCCUGCCAAUUUUGUGGGCGCCGGUAUCAUCCACACCAAAACCACCCAGAUAGGAUGUUUGCUGCGCCUGGAGCCCAACCUGCAAGCCCAGAUGUACCGACUCACAGUGCGGACCAGCAAGGACACCGUCUCCCAGCGGCUGUGGGAGCUGCUGUCGGAGCAGUUCUAG